This is a messenger RNA of Chilo suppressalis (striped riceborer), 1212 nucleotides long. Lineage: Eukaryota; Metazoa; Arthropoda; Insecta; Lepidoptera; Crambidae. The record is from the annotation of a GenBank genome assembly.
AUGGCCAUUGAGGGGCCACCUUUCACUCGAUAUGAUCCUUGUGGAUUGGGAGUAAUACAUUUUGAUAGGCUAACGGAAAGAGUGUGGAGGGGUGUGAUGUACCUGGGACUUUAUAGUAACUUGUUACAAGUGGAUGUUGGAAUACACUUCGAGAAGCAAGUCAGAAUUUAUGAGGUAUCGCAGAAUACGUCACUCUUCGUCAAUAGCAAUUUACGGGAAUACCGUAUAAGACCUAAAGGACAUAUACCCACACAUUAUGUAUUUUACUUGGCAGUAGUAGACUGUGUAGAGAAUCAUAGUGACGUUCCAUCCAUUAUCGAAUUCAGUAUUAACAACAUCACUCUUUGCAAUGAAGAAAUUAAGGCAGCACAGACUGUGGAGUCCCUGAAUCUAACGAAAAACACUGACACGUUUCAUACUCAUGUAUGCGGUCGAAGAUCUCUGAGUAACGCUGAGCUGGUUUCCUUACGGUCCAAUGCAAAGACUGGAGACUGGCCGUGGCAUGUAGCCAUUUUCAUCAAAGAUUUGGACUCCAACGAAACUUCGUAUUACUGCGGCGGCAAUAUUAUCUCGAAGACCGCGAUUGUUACAGCUGCACACUGCAUAUUCAAAGAUGGCGAGAGAGUAGAACCACACAGAAUCACUGUAAUUGCUGGGACGAGCAAUCAUAAAGCAUUAUUUCAACCAGGAAUACAAACUCUGGAGGCUUUAGAUGUAAUUUUACAUCCGAGCUAUUACGUCGGCACCGCCACAGCUGACCUGGCCAUCAUCAAAGUCAACAAGUUCAGAUACACCGCAUACGUGCAGCCAAUCUGCAUUUGGGGCCCGGUCUAUCAGAAGUCAGACUUGGUCGGACGCAUAGCUACGGUAGUUGGUUUUGGUCACGACGAAGACGACAAUCCUUCAGACGCCUUGCGAGCUGCUUUCAUCAUGAUACAGAACGACACCGUUUGCCUGGACUAUUCGCCUGCCGUGUACACCAAGUUGAUGAAUGAAUUUACCCUGUGUGCCGGCUUUGGACCCACCUCAGGCACAAAUCCGAGAAACGGCGAUAGCGGAGGCGGUCUAGUCCUUCCCGUUAUGCAGAACGACCACAAGAUCAGCUGGUUUCUGCGAGGCGUUCUCUCUAAGUGUGGCGUCUUCCCAGGGCGCACGGAAUCCGAUCCACGUUUCUAUGUGGCAUACACCGACGUGGCACCACACUGCGGGUAG